Molecule: messenger RNA, 1776 nt
Organism: Nerophis lumbriciformis (worm pipefish)
Lineage: Eukaryota; Metazoa; Chordata; Actinopteri; Syngnathiformes; Syngnathidae
Source: RefSeq, a predicted model, not a curated record
AUGGCGUCCUUGGAACUCGCACUUUUGAGCGUGUCCGAUAAAAGUGGACUUUUGGAGUUUGCCAAAAGGCUGGUGAACGUCGGCUUGGGUCUGGUAGCAUCAGGUGGGACUGCCAAAGCCUUGCGGGAUGCUGGACUGACGGUCAGGGACGUGUCUGAGCUGACAGGACACCCAGAAAUGCUAGGGGGGCGCGUCAAGACCCUCCAUCCUGCAGUCCACGCUGGCAUUCUAGCUAGAAAGACUGAUGGCGACGCAGCAGACAUGGACAAGCUUGGCUACAGUCUGGUUAGGGUGGUUGUGUGCAACCUGUACCCUUUUGUUAAAACAGUCUCCAAACCGGAUGUCAAAGUGGAAGACGCUGUAGAGCAGAUUGACAUUGGUGGUGUGACUUUACUAAGAGCGGCAGCGAAGAAUCACGCUCGUGUCACAAUUGUGUGCAACCCUGCUGAUUACACACUGGUUGCCACGGAGAUGGAGAACUCUGAAGACAGGGAUACUACUCUGGAAACGCGAAGAACUCUUGCUCUUAAAGCUUUCACGCACACGGCCCAAUACGAUGACGCCAUCUCCGACUAUUUUCGUGGGCAGUACGGCCGUGGGGUUUCCCAGCUGCCCCUGCGUUACGGCAUGAACCCACACCAAGCGCCCGCUCAGCUCUACACGUUACACUCUGCUCUUCCCCUUAAAGUCGUCAACGGUUCACCCGGUUUCAUCAACUUGUGUGACGCCCUAAAUGCGUGGCAGCUGGUUCGGGAGAUGAAGAAUGCCCUGGGCUUGCCAUCCGCCGCGUCAUUUAAGCAUGUCAGCCCUGCUGGCGCUGCAGUCGGAGUUCCUCUGAGCGAAGAGGAAGCUAAGGUGUGCAUGGUGCAUGACAUGUUGAAAGAUCUCAGCCAGUUGGCCACCGCCUACGCCAGGGCAAGAGGUUCUGACCGCAUGUCGUCUUUUGGAGACUUUAUCGCAGUGUCUGACGUGUGUGACGUUCCCACUGCCAAGAUUAUAUCAAGAGAGGUGUCUGAUGGGAUAAUUGCACCUGGUUAUGAUGACGAAGCACUCAAGAUCCUGUCGAAAAAGAAAAAUGGAAACUACUGCGUCCUUCAGAUGGACCCCGACUACGAGCCUGACGACAAUGAAGUGCGAGUGUUGUUUGGCCUUCAUUUGAAACAAAAAAGGAACAACGCGCUUAUAAAUAAGGACUUUUUCAGCAACGUUGUAUCCAAGGGUUCGCUGUCCGAAGCGGCCGUGCGCGACCUGACCGUGGCCACCAUCACCGUCAAGUACACGCAAUCCAACUCUGUGUGCUACGCCAAAGACGGACAGGUGAUCGGGAUCGGCGCUGGCCAGCAGUCUCGGAUCCACUGCACCAGGCUGGCGGGUGACAAAGCUGACAACUGGUGGCUGAGACACCAUCCGCGUGUACUGAACAUGAAGUUCCGAGGCGGCGUCAAGCGGGCGGAAAUGGCAAAUGCCAUUGAUCAGUAUGUUAGCAACACCAUUGGAGAGGGUCCAGAUUUAGCCGUGUGGAAAUCCAUGUACGACGAGGUUCCUGAGUUUCUGUCUGAGACUGAAAGGAAAAACUGGAUCAGCUCCCUGCAGGCGGUGGCAGUCAGCUCUGAUGCUUUCUUCCCCUUCAGAGAUAACAUCGAUCGAGCCAAACGGAGUGGCGUCGAGUACAUCGCGGCUCCGUCGGGUUCCGCCGCUGACCAGGUCGUGAUCGCCGCCUGCGACGAGCUGGGCAUCACUAUGGUGCAUACCGAUCGCCGAUUGUUUCACCACUGA